AUGUCCAAAGGCAACUGUGGUGCUUAUCAGUGGGGAGUGAGGCCCAUCACCUGCCUUGGAGAUAGAGUGGACCAGGAUGAGUCCAUCCUCAGCAUGGAGAAGCCUGAAGGACACCACAGCACCAGGAAACAUCCGAGCUUGAGGAGCUACUGUGCCUACGUGGUGCAGCGCAACGUGACGUGCACACUGCAGGACGGGGCCGAGAGCUACGUCAAGGCUGAGUAUCACAAGUGCAGCUGGGGACCCAAGUGUCCGGGGAAAGUGCUGUACCGCACCUUCUUCAGACCCAGGUACAAGAUUGGCUACAAGACAGUGACCGAGCUGGCCUGGAGGUGCUGCCCAGGCUUCAUGGGAGAAGGGUGCCAUGACAGCCCAACCGACCAGCCUGGCCUCCUGCCCCAACAUCCCAGCCCAAAAAUGCCUCCUGGGCAAAAGAUGUUUCCAAUCCCCAGACUUCCUCCCCAUCCAAAAAGCCACCCCGACCUGUUUCCAGGACCAAAGAAGAAUCAAUAUGGUAGGAAGCUGCCUGGCCUCUUCGGGGACCGCCUGGACCGGCUGGAGGAGGAGGUGAGGCGCCUUUCCCAGUCCUACGACAGCCUGCACACCCUGGUGAGCAGCCUGAGGCUGGCCAUCCAGGAGGACACCACCAAGAUGAUCAGCUCCUUGAUGAACAGCCCAGGCACCCCUGACUCCAUGGUGGGCUUCGGCAUCAUUCCGGAUGGCCUGGUGGACGUGGCAGACAAAGCUGAUAUCGCCACCUUCCCUCCCGUGGGGGAGAUCCUGACCAAAGUGACGGAGGUGAGCGACGUGCUGAAAACGAAGGCAGAUCUGCUGCACGAGGUUCGUGGCAUGGUCCUGGACCACGACGGGCAGAUCAAGCACCUUCUGGAAUCAGCCCGGCCCUCCCCUCUCACCUCCAUCGACCUGCUGGAGGAGUACGUGGACACGCGGCUGAGCAACCUGCGCGGGGAGCUGCUCGACGGCUUCGAGAAGAAGCUGGGGAAGAUCCAGACCACGUGUGACUUCCGGAUCCAAGAGGUGAGGCAGCAGUGCGAGGAGGAGAAAGCUGCCAACCUGAGGCUGCAGCAGACGCUGGAUGGGAAGGAGCUGGAGAUCAAAAAAGAGAUCUCCCAGCUGGAAACCCAAAUCCAAGGGCUAACGGUGGUGGAAAGCUGCUGCAGCAACCUGGACUACCUCACCGACCGCAUGAACAUCCUUGAAAAAGGUCUUCACAGCAUCUCUGACUCCCAGAAGAACUUGCACUCGCGGCUGGAUGGUGAAGUCUCCACUGCCACCCUAGGCAACCUUUUUGAAGGGCGCUUUGAAGACCUGGAAGCCCGGCUCAAUGCUACAGAGGGAGAAACAGGAAGCUGCUGCUCCAGCGUAGAGGACAGCGUGAGAGGCAUGGUGGUGGCAGAGGUGGAUGGCAUGAGGACUGCCUUUGAAGACAAAAUGCAGACCCUGGAGGACAGGUUCAUGACCAUUGUGGGGGAGCUGAACAACGUCAGCUCUCCCGUGGGCAUGGAGGGAGCGGUGGUGCCCGUGCUGGAGGGGGAGCUCGCCAGCAUCAGGAAACGCACGGACGAGAGCCUGGAGGUGCUGCAGAACCGCCUCGUCACGUUGGAGACAACUUGUUCCCUGGGCUGCACCUCUGCCUCCAAGGACGUGGAGACUUUCCGGACAGAGAUAGAAGACUGCCAGAACAAGAAUCAGGACCUGCUCCUCCGGAUGGACAGCAACUAUGACCUCCUGCGCAAGCUGAACGCCACCAUCCUGGAGAUCCAGCGGCGGAUCGAGGAGGAAGCCUCGGGGGCUUUGCAAGGGGAGAUCACCUUGCUAAAGAUCAACCUCAACACCGUGAGCAAAUCUCUGACAGGCCUCAAGGACUCGGUCUCCCAGUACUCAGACACCAUGACCCACGUCAACUCCUCGCUGGAUGAGCACGAGCGGAAGAUCGAGGAUGAGGUCCACUCCAUCCAGGAGAAAAUCAACAACCAAGGCUCCCAGCUUUUCUUCAGCAACCGGCGUGUCCUGAACCUUAAGGGAGACUUGGAGCGACUCAAAGCCAGGAUCAUCAGUGACCUGAGCUCCUGCAAGAGCGUGGCCCAGGACCUGCAGCAGGAGAUCUCUCACUUCGACGACCGGGUGGCUCGGGUGGAGAGCGUUUGCGGCAGGUUGGGCGCCGUCACCGGGAGCCUGGAUGGCAUCAGGGAUGAACUGGAGAAACACACGGGCAGCCUGUGGGACUACAUGGACCACAUCAACGGGACGCUGGCUGCCCACUCUCAGGAAAUAACAGGACUGAAGGACAACCUGCUUGACUGCCAAGCCAAGGUCUCGGAGCUGGCAGAGCAGGUCUCCCACUUGGAAGAGCAGGCAGAGGGGAAGCAGCAUUAG
Messenger RNA from Chaetura pelagica (chimney swift), 2397 nucleotides. It is a transcript of the gene EMILIN3, whose product is annotated as elastin microfibril interfacer 3. Gene Ontology annotation, molecular function: protein binding. The record is from RefSeq and is a predicted model, not a curated record. Bases 1 to 2397 code for a protein of 798 amino acids. The transcript is spliced from 4 exons. Lineage: Eukaryota; Metazoa; Chordata; Aves; Apodiformes; Apodidae. Gene Ontology annotation, cellular component: extracellular matrix.